Messenger RNA from Rhodamnia argentea, 1038 nucleotides. RefSeq lists its product as uncharacterized. The transcript is spliced from 2 exons. Lineage: Eukaryota; Viridiplantae; Streptophyta; Magnoliopsida; Myrtales; Myrtaceae. Bases 1 to 1038 code for a protein of 345 amino acids. The record is from RefSeq and is a predicted model, not a curated record.
AUGGCUAAAAAUUUGGUGGAACUUAUAGAAUUGAGGAUAAUAAAUUGUAAAAUGUUGAAAGAAGUCAUUAGUGAUGAGGGAGGUAAGGACGGGUAUAUAGUGACUUUCAAUCGGUUGAAGCAAAUGCAACUUGAUGGGUUGACAAGGUUGAGAUGUUUUAGCUCAAGUGAAUACACUUUGGUGUUCCCUCCCUUGGAAGACGUCAUUGUGAGUGGAUGUCCCAACAUGAAGUCCUUCUCUAAGGGAUCAAUAGUUGCGCCAAAGCUGGAGAGAAUACAAGCGACGGUUGCUAGAGUAAAGUUUAUGUGGCUGUCAGAGUUCCCUAAACUGAUUGGAAAAUGGCAUAGAGAACUUAAUCCCAUCAAGUCAUCUUGGCAAUUAGAAGGACUUGUGGUGGAUAAUUGUCCAUCAUUUAUUAACGCUAUUCAAUCCAAAUUGAUGCUUGUUUUAGAGAAAAUGACAAGCUUGCAUGUGCGCGUUUGCGAGUCUUUGGAAGAAAUAUUCAAUCUUGAAGGGCUUGAGCCUAUGGAAAGCACUCGGGUCCCGCCUCAGCUACAAGAUUUGGGUUUGGUCAAUCUACCGAAGUUGAGACAACUAUGGAAUAAAGAUCUUCAAGGAACAAUGUGCUUCAGUUCUCUAUCUUCUCUUACCCUUUAUAAUUGCAGCAACUUGAGUUAUGCUUUCACUCCAUCGAUGGCUCGGUGCCUUGCCAAUCUACAGGAGAUUGAAAUAAAGGAGUGUGGUCAAAUGGAAGAAGUAAUCGCAGAAGAAGAAGGGCAAGUAAGCGUGGUGGAGAAGAUCACAUUCCUAAGGCUCUGUAUGACGAAGCUGGAAUGCUUGCCCAAUUUAACUAGUUUUCUCUCGGGAAAGAAUCAUACGCUGGACUGUCCUCGCUUAACAGAGUUGACCAUUGACCAUUGCCCCAAGAUGAGAAGUUUGGCUUGGCAUUCUUGGAUGGAGACUGAUCACGGUACCCCCUCCCUCUUCACUCCACAGGUUAGCCUUCUUUUUCUUAACCCAAUGCUUUUGGUGUUUUGA